Molecule: messenger RNA, 2235 nt
Organism: Eptesicus fuscus (big brown bat)
Lineage: Eukaryota; Metazoa; Chordata; Mammalia; Chiroptera; Vespertilionidae
Gene: GPR149
Product: G protein-coupled receptor 149
Exons: 4
Coding region: 1-2235 (744 amino acids)
Biological process (GO): neuropeptide signaling pathway
Cellular component (GO): neuron projection; membrane
Molecular function (GO): neuropeptide binding; G protein-coupled receptor activity
Source: RefSeq, a predicted model, not a curated record
AUGUCUGUAUUUCUCAGUAACUUAACAAAUGACUCUAGUCUAUGGAAAGAAAAUCAUAAUUCCACCGAUCUUUCAAAUCCACCAGGAACUCUGAACGUCUACCUUUUUUGCCUGACAUGCUUAAUGACUCUCGCAGCCCUGGCAGGCAGCAUCUAUUCACUAGUUUCCCUGCUGAAAACGCAGAACAGAACUGUUGUGUCCAUGCUCGUGGCGUCCUGGUCUGGGGAUGAUCUCCUGAGCGUCCUGUCGGUGACCAUCUUCAUGUUUUUGCAGUGGCCAAACGAGGUCUUUGACUACUUCCAGUCUCUGUGCACCACCUCUGCCUUACUCUAUUUGUGCCAGGGCCUCUCGAGCAACUUGAAGGCGACUCUCCUAGUCUCCUACAACUUUUACACGAUGCACAGGACUGUAGGGAGCCAGGCAGCCUCCAGAAGAUCCAGCCAGGUGCUCGGCGUGGCCCUGACCGUGUGGGCAGCCAGCCUGCUGCUCUCCGCGCUCCCACUGUGCGGCUGGGGCGCCUUCGUGCGCACGCCCUGGGGCUGCCUGGCGGACUGCUCCAGCUCCUACGUGCUGCUGCUCUUCGCCGUGUACACUUCAGCCUUCGGACUGCUCGCCGGCCUCUCGGUCCCGCUCAUUCACCAGCUGCUGUGCUCGGAGGAGCCGCUGAGACUCUAUGCCAACUACCAGGAGAUUUCCCGCGGCACGUCCACCCCCGGGACCCCUCCCACUGGGGAGAGAGUGCUUUCCCUGUGCCCAGAUGAUGCUCUGGGCUCUGCCUUGCGUCGCUUUGCGGGAUGCUCCCCGAGCUCAGACGCCGUGUUGGGGCCGGGGCCGCCCGGGAGGGUGGAGCAGGAGCGCGGGCCGGGGCGCAGCGCCGCCGCUGGGGCUGGAGCCUGCAGGCGUGAGGACCCGGGGACUCUCUAUGGCAGCAGGAGCUUCACCGCGAGCACAGCACAGAAGCGCUUCUCUUUGAUCCUAGCGCUGACCAAAGUCAUCCUUUGGCUUCCCAUGAUGAUCCACAUGGUGGUCCAGCACGUGGUGGGUUUUCAGAGCCUUCCCUUCGAGUCACUCAGCUUUCUACUAACCCUGCUGGCCACCACCGUAACCCCCGUGUUUGUCUUGUCCAAACGCUGGACCCACUUGCCCUGUGGCUGCAUCAUCAACUGCAAGCGGGAUACCUAUGCAGUGGCAUCUGAUGGGGGAAAAACCAAGAGAAGCUGCUUUGAAUUCAAUCUAUCAUUUGAACAAAGUUAUGGAAUUUAUAAAAUAGCACAUGAAGAUUACUAUGGUGAUGAUGAAAAUUCUACAUCCUAUCACAAUCUCAUGAACUAUGAAUGCAAAACUCCAAAAGACUCUCAGAGAGACACUCCUAAUGUCUUCAGUGCCAUAAAAGUGGAAAUCAGCACUACACCCUCCCUGGACAGCUCUACACAGAAAGGCAUUAACAAGUAUACGAACACUGAUAUUAUAGAAGCUAAACAGGAUUCCCACAAUGAAAAGGGCAUUGAUCCACUGCUCUUUGAAAAAACAGGUGAUAUUCAAUAUGAAGAAACCACCUUUUUGGAAGGGCCAGAAAGAAGACUUUCUCAUGAGGAGAGUCAGAAACCAGACCUUUCAGACUGGGAAUGGUGUAGGAGUAAAUCCGAAAGAACUCCUCGUCAGCGUUCCGGUGGUGGACUUGCCAUUCCCUUGUGUGCAUUCCAGGGGAUGGUGUCUCUCCAGGCCCCCACAGGGAAAACACUAUCUCUUUCCACCUAUGAGGUAAGCACAGAAGGACAGAAAAUAACCCCAGCCUCUAAGAAAAUAGAAGUCUACCGAUCCAAAAGUGUUGGCCAUGAGCCAAACUCAGAAGAUUCUCCAUCCACAUUUGCGGACACCAGUGUAAAAAUACAUUUGGAGGUUCUUGAAAUUUGUGAUAAUGAAGAGGCCUUGGACACUGUGUCGAUCAUUAGCAACAUCAGCCAGUCCUCCACACAGGUCAGAUCUCCAUCCCUACGCUACUCACGGAAAGAAAACAGGUUUGUUUCAUGUGACUUAGGAGAAACAGCCUCGUAUUCUCUCUUUUUACCCACAAGUAAUCCUGAUGGCAAUAUCAACAUCUCCAUCCCAGACACCGUUGAAGCACACAGGCAGAACAGUAAAAGGCAGCAUCAAGAGAGGGAUGGCUACCAAGAGGAAAUCCAGUUGUUAAAUCAAGCUUACAGGAAAAGAGAGGAAGAAAGCAAGGGUAGCUAG